AUGGUGUCAAGGAUAUCUGCCAGCAGAAGACACUGUCUAUUAGGUUACACCUUCCGUGUGGACUACGACAUCUGGACAACGGGAGGAUCCCAAAUCUCCUGUGGCGAGGUUGAAAGUCCAUUUCGCAAAUUGGCGCCAACUCUGUAUCCUUGCCUUAUGACGACUUCACGCCUGAUUCCGUUAAUUAUUUUCGGCUUACAAACACCUUACCUUUGCGCGGAGAUUUCAUGGGGACAUAUGGCGUCCGAGUCACGCAGUCCAGUCAUUCCGGCUAAUCUCGUCGAAACUUUGCCAGAACUCCACCCCUUUACCGAAAAAGGGACGCGGAAUCGUGGUGAUCUGGACAGUGUCUCUGUUGGCGACAGUUGGCGUUCUUUGUGUCGAGCGAAGCGGGAGAAACUACAAGCGGAACUUUCAAGCGGUUUCGAGACCCGUUUCCAACUAACCGGCAAACUUCUGGACAGCAAGUGGAGACUUGUAAGGGAACACCGAGCCAACGGUAUCGACAACAAACAGGAACUGCAAAGGGCGAACGAUGGAACGAAUACUAUGACGCCUUUAACCGAAAAACAAAUAGUGUCUACCAUACAUAAUGUGCUUCUGGUAUUAAUAAAAAAGGACUUUGAUGACAAGAAUAAUCUGUUCGAAAUGUUUAACAGCGCAAGCGCUGUUACCACUUCAGAAAUUUCGGUCCAACAAAUUAAACAAGAACCGAAGAUUCAAGAUAUAAUCAGAUCUCAAGAUGCUCAACAUGUUCAAUCUGAUGAUGAUUCUUCUUCUUUUUCUGAUAUCUCAUUAAAAGAUAUUAAGAAAGAACGAGAGAAUUCUUUCAAUACAUUACAAAACGUUAAGAAGUGUAUUUCACAAUCGAAUCCUGCGAUUUACGUCACCAACAUUAGCAGAUCCGAUACUUUUAUUCGCGAAGAAAAUCCAAAGGACACUAACGAUGAGGACGUUUUUAAAAAUCUCACAGAUGCUGAAAUGAUUGGUGAAACAGAUUUAUCAAGUGAUCUUUGUCAAGUAUCAUUUAAUGAAAGAAAGUCUAAUUUAUCAAGUGGUUUUUUUCAUACAUCAUUAAAGGAAAUACGGAAGUCUGUUAUGGACAUUAUGACAAAACUGAAUGAUUUAGAACAAUCAUUUUCACAAUUGACAAACUCACCAAGGGAAGUAACGGCAAAAGCUAAAAAAUCAUGUUUAGUAAAUAGACAUCGCAGUCCCGACUACGUUUCAGUUCAGACCAAAACAUCGAUUAACAAUCACAGAUCAAGUAGUACUUCCUCUAAAACAUCAAACUCUUCUAAACAGCUCGCAAAAGAAAAUACAUGUAUUUCCGAGAGACGUAAAAGUACUGGCGCAAUUGGGAAAGUCACACCUGUUAAAAAAUCUAACGAAUCUACAAACGUAAACAAUUCAGUAUCAAGUAUGGAUUUUUCACCGUAUAAACCAGUGGAGUCUUCCGAAUAUCGACCUAAGUUUACGAAAAAUCCAAAAUACGCUCAUGUUCGAAGUACUAUACCAAAAGCAAUUAGUCAAAAGAAAAAAUUCCAGUAAUUGUAAUGAUGCCGUCCAUGAAUAAACAUUAUACGCAUGAAUUUGUCUGCCGUAGGCUACACAAUGCUUUCUGAUUCUUCUUUUGCUAAGCGAAAGAACACCUUGCAUAUACUAAAUGCAGCGGCUAUGCGAGAAUGAGAGCAUCGAGUGCGCAACAGAAAUUGUUAAACUGAUCUAUAUUAUUUGAUCUUGGUCAAAUUUGACUUAAAAU
Cyphomyrmex costatus is the source of this 1762-nucleotide messenger RNA. RefSeq lists its product as uncharacterized. NCBI's taxonomy places the organism in Eukaryota, Metazoa, Arthropoda, Insecta, Hymenoptera, Formicidae. The record is from RefSeq and is a predicted model, not a curated record. Bases 1 to 1551 code for a protein of 516 amino acids. The transcript has 8 exons.